CUCCAUUGACAUCCAUGUUAAUUCAUGGUGGUGUUUUAUGGCGCUAUGAAGACAUUAGGUGACUUUGUAAGACGUAUCAGUAGCUUCACGAGGCUUAAUUCUGGCACUUAUCACCCCCCAAACCUCCCCUCUCUGCGCCGCUGCUUUGUUUCACAGGCAACAUCACAACAGCAUAUAUUUGACAAGGCAGUCUGCGUGUGUGUGACAGGCUGGCUGGCUGGGCUGGCCGCAUCGGGGGCAGAUACGAUUUGUUUUUGUGAUUACCGCAUUGUUAUUUUUCCUCUGUUCGCUGCCAUUUCCGGGUCGUAGAGUGGAUAGCAGCUCAAGUCAGAUUUGAUGGUGAUGUUGAGUACGUGUAUCUGAUUUGGCUAGGUCGAGGCCAGGAGCAUCUUUAACAGCGUGGGAGUAGGAUAGAGGGAGGGAAAGAGAGAGAAACCGCGUUGUCCGUAUUGCGUCCGUCUGUCGCGCUCCGCGGUUGUGAAUGGACUGCGCUCCCUCAGUGUUUAUCUGCAGUCACUUCGAGUCGUUUCUGGAGGAAGAUGGCGGACAGGGAUGAGAUGUUCUCACUCUCCACCUUCCACUCCCUCUCUCCUCCAGGCUGCAGGCCUUCCCAUGACAUCAGUCUGGAGGAGUUUGAUGAUGAGGAUCUGUCUGAAAUCACAGAUGACUGUGGAAUAGGACUCAACUACGACUCUGAUCCAUACGAGAAGGACUGUCUGAUUCGGGAGAAGAGCGAUAUUCACCACCCGGUCUGCUCCUUCCAGGACGACUUCCAGGAGUUUGAGAUGAUCGAUGACGAGGAUGAGGAGGAUGAAGAGGAGGUGGACCCUGAUGCUCCACCCUCCCCCUCCGCUUCCCUUCCUCCUUCCCCUACACUGGGCACUCUGAAGAGCCGGCCCACCACCCUUAACCUCACCACCACUCUCUCUCUCUCCCAGGACUCAUUGAACAACAACAGCAGUCUUUCUCCAAAGAAGGGCAGCUGGCAGCAUUCUCUACGCAAGCCCACCUCACAAGGCCGUCUGUCUCCAACCCACUCAUGUCUGGAAGAUGGGAGCCACGUGACAGGCCAGUGUCCUUCCCAAACAGCCCCCCAGGCCCCAGCGUCCCAGAGCAAAGGCUCCUUUGGUCAACACAAGUCUCACCUGGGCUCUGACGAGGUCAUUAACUCCUCAGCCGACCCUUCAACUCUGACCUCCAGAGUUUCAUCCCUGGAUGACCACUCCCAGUGCUCUGACACUGAGGUCGACCACGACCUCAACAACGCUGACCACAACCACAAACGUUCACGGUCCUGCAUGUCCACCCAGCGACGUCCCACCGACACCUACACGGUCACUACUGAGUCAGGCCUGGACCGGGAACCGGAAAACGACCCAGACGGGACCAGCCGAUGCCUGUCCUCCACUGCUCCCAUUGGGGGGAAUGACGGAGCUGACACCCCUCUGUCAGGUGAGGAGCUGGAGAAAGAUUUUGACGUAGAGUUCAUGUGUAAGGAGACCUAUGACAUGGCGUGUAAGGAGAACCAGAGCUCAGUCUACGUUGAGUUCCCCUCCAUCGAGCCCUGUGAGCUGGCUUUUUUCUCCAGCUAUAUGCCAUCAAGCCGCUCUGAUGUUCUCGACCAAUCCAGAAACACUGACCACAGCGAGCUUCCAGCUACAGCCAAUGAGGCGGCCAAUGACUCCACAUCUCCGUCCUCGGACCCUGGCAUCGCUGACAUGAAUGACAAGCGGUGCUACGCCACCUCAGACCAAGAGCAUGACCUGAGCUCUCCCGGGUCAGAAUCAGACAUUGAGGGGGAGCUGGAGGCAGCGUUUGCCUGCGGAGGACCCCUGGUCUCCAAUAUGAUCUCCUCCAUCUCAGAGACAGAGCUGGACAUGACCAGUGAUGACAGUAGUAGUGGACGCUCCUCCCACCUCACCAACUCCAUCGAAGAGGCCAGUUCACCCACCUCCGACCAGGAACUGGGCCCUGACAACGAGUUAGAACAGGACAGCAGCAUUGUGGGAAUGAAGGUAUCGCUCCUCCUUGGCCACCCAGACCCCAUCAAAGUGGGCUCACCCUUACCCUCACCUUCACCACUACCCUCCCCCAGCCUAGCCACCCCGCCCCCUGCUGACUCCCCCAUCCUGCCACCAGAGCCCUAUGAUGACGGCCAGGCUCUGAUGGGCCUACAGAGUGUAGAUGAUUAUGAUGAAUUGCCUUAUGAGCACCAGGCUGACCCAGAUGAGGCCCUGCCCCCACCCCCACGCUGUGAGGAGGACAGAAGGUCCAAACAGAUGGUACUCCAGAUAGAACCCGACCACAGCCUGGAGAGCUUCAAACACUCCUUCUACCUGCCAGUGGGACCCAGACUCAUACCCACUCACGCUGACGACUAUGACGGUAACAGUGAGGGAGAGUCCGAGUCGGAGAGCGAGGACGAGCUGAGCGAGAAUUCAGACUCACCCUGGUUGCUUAACAACCUGGUGAACAAGAUGAUCUUGGAGGGGUCUUAUCCAAUUAGCUGUCCCGAGGACUGUUUCAAGAGGUCAGUGUCCAUCUCGGACACCAUCUCACCCUCCUCAGACAUCGAGCCAGUCACGUUCACCGACGCUGCGGGUGAAAGAAUGCUGAAAUCUGGGACGAAGGAAUCGAAAGAUAAAAAAGGGAAGGGUCUGAGGAAGGAGUGGAAGGAGAGAGAGAAGAUGGAGAAGAGUGCAGAGCUGCCCAAAUGGAACACAGGGAAAGUCAACGAUAGAUUUGGCCCCUGUCUGUACAAGAUCAAUCCCACAGCUGACACCAUCAGACCGGUGAUCGUGGAGCGUUAUGGCAACAGGGUAUCCACAAACAACAAUCACACUCAGGACUCUAAGAAAGAAAUCACCAGCCCUAAAUCAGGCAAAAACACCAAGAGGCAGGAUGAAGAAGCUGACGAUACUGUGGAGCCCGAUAACGACCUGAUGAUGCUGGAGGGUACGGAGGAGCUGGACUCUCCUAUUCUGAGUGAGAGCGUGGCGAUUGACAAGGACGAGGGCCGCGAGACAGAGGCCAAGCCCAACGGACACUCUACGGCCUCCCUGGAACGCAUCAACACUGUCAAACACAGCAUGACCCUGGAUAUCCCCACGGCCCAGACCAACCGAUGCUUCAGCCUCACCUACUCCACUGACAAUGAUGAGGAAGAGGGAGACUCCUCCCCAUUCCUGAGCUGCCUGAGGAAGCAGUCAUCCUACGUUGGCAGCCACCAGUACCUGGAUAGCUCUCCGCCCAUCGACGAGAGUGUCCGGGACCUCACCCUAUUGGAGCAGGAACGCACCCUGUGUGAGAGAGACCUCCCUCUGCGGUCCCAGCCGGAUGACGACGGUCUGGCAUACGACUCCAUGAAGUACACUCUGGUGGUGGAUGAGAACACUACACUGGAGCUGGUCAGCCUCAGGAGAUGUACCUCUGUGCUGAGUGAUGACAGUGAGCUGUCUACACUGUGUGACGAUGACCCUCUGGGGAUGGGGGAGGUGGGGUACUUCCGGGGGAACGGAGGGGUGCGGCCAGAACUCCUCAGCUCGUCAGAAGACUCCUCACCUGAGGCUGACAUGCACUUCUCCAAGAAGUUCCUCAACGUAUUUGUCAACAGCACCUCACGAUCCUCUAGUACAGAGUCAUUUGGGCUGUUCUCCUGUGCCAUCAACGGAGAGGAGAGGGACCAGACACACAGGGCUGUAUACAGGUUUAUCCCUAGACAUGUUGAUGAGUUGGAGCUGGAUGUGGACGACCCUCUGUAUGUCGAGGAGGAGGAGGAUGACUACUGGUACAGAGGCUACAACAUGCGGACGGGAGAGAUGGGGAUAUUCCCUGCCUUCUAUGCCCAUGAGGUCAUAGGGCAGUUCAAGGAGAUAAUGGGAGUGAAGAGGAACCCAGCCUGGAUGGACAGUUUCAGCGUUCAGUUCCUGGGUUCUGUGGAGGUGCCCUAUCACCAAGGCAAUGGUAUCCUGUGUGCCGCCAUGCAGAAGAUUGCGAUAGCGCGGAAGCGGACGGUCCAUGUGAGACCCCCCUCUCUGUGUGAGCUGGAGAUUAGUUUACAAGGGGUUAAACUGGUGAUGAGCCUGGAGGAUGAAUAUGACACUUUGGAUGAGUUUGACAGAUGUAGUCACUUCUUCCAGAUGAAGAACAUCUCUUUCUGUGGAUGCCACCCCAAAAACAAUUGCUACUUUGGCUUCAUCACUAAACAUCCCAUGCUGAACAGGUUCGCCUGCCACGUCUUUGUCUCCCAGGAGUCAAUGCGGCGUGUGGCCGAGAGUGUUGGACGGGCUUUCCAGGAGUAUUACCAGGAGCACCUGGAGUACGCUUGCCCCACCGAAGACAUCUACCUGGAGUAAAGCAGGCAGGAAGUAGGAAGUGUUGCCAUGACAACCAUAUCCUCUUCUUCCUGCUGCUGCUUGUGUAGGUUCAUCAAUCUCACCACCAGGGGGUACUGGUGGCUCUUCUUUCCAUUGUAAAAUACCCCAUAUAUACAGUAUCCCUCUAAAACUGGAAUGUUAAUUUCCGUUCUACAGUAUGCGACGUGUUUUAUUCAUUUAUUGAUUCAUUUGUUUAUACGUUUAUUUUCCAUCUUCUAGAUGGAUUGCCUGUUUCUUUUUCUAUGAUACAGUUCUAGGAAUAAGUCUUGGUACCGUAUUUGAGAUAUUAUGUAUCCUCCUCGGUUUAAAAAACAAUAACAACAAUGAAAUUCCUACUACUGCUAUUUCACAUGUUCCAAUGCAUGGCUAGGAGGGUAAUGCACACACAAUCACACACAUAAAAUUAGGACACACAAAUAGCGCAAAAAUCAAGAGGACAAUGAAGCAUAUUAUUUGGUGAGGUUUGGUGUAAAUAUGUUUUUGUUCAAAGAUCGAAGAAGAGAGAGAGUACAUUGAUGUGAUUGGUCCGAGCUAACACCUGUAUCGUGUACAAGAAAGUGUGAUCUGUAAAUAUACACAUUAGGAACACCUAUGUAUAGGCAGUAGAGAAAUACAGAUGACUUGUACAAACUAUGAAAGUAGCAUCCACAACCAAUAAUCAAACAAGAGGAAGUGAAGAAAGGAAAAAAUAAAGAAAUAGAAAGGAAGAGAGGGAUGAUGUUUUAGCCCAGUGUUUACCAAAUUGUGGGUCAGGAACAAUUGGUGGGACUUGGACCUAUUUCAGAGAGCUUAUCCUUUCACUGGUUGUGUUAUGUGGCUUAUGCCUGGUACCAGUUCUCUUCUCUAGUUCCUUCCCCAGCUUUGAAGUCCACCAUUUUUUUAUUCAUAGUUUGAAAAUGUACUGGCGUCAGAUCUGAAAGGACCGAGCGGGUGUAAGCGACGUGGUGAUGGCCACAGUUAGCCCUUCAAUUGAGCUAAAUGGAGUUGCCAUCAUAUUUAUUACACCUAUCCAGAUCCUUUCACAUCUGUGGGUGUGAACACUGAGCAGGAGCUAGGGGAAGGGACUAGGAGCUAAAAUGGAAUGAAGCCUCAGUUUUGCAAUGGAGGCUCUUCAUCAUAUUGGUCAUUUUGACAUUGAAAGGGUUCUGACUUAUGUUGAUGAUGUUGACCUGAUAGUAAGCCCAGUCCACCAUGGUCCAUAACUGUCUCAGUAGUCAUCUGUCAUUGGACAACAGCUCCUCUGAUCAAAUCUCCAAACACAGCAGUGGCAGGAAGAGGUUGCUAUGGAAACGGGGCGAUAACUGUCAGUGCUUUGGGAACAGAGAGAAAGAUUUUUAAAAAUAAUUUAAAAAGAGAAUCAUUCAGCUUCUGGACUUCUAAUGAUGCAAAUACAGUAUUACAGAAACAAUCCAAUGUUAUAUUCCUUUCCAUCUGGUCCAACUGUGAAGUGUCCUAAUGUACAUGUACAGAGAUAAUCAGUCUGAAUAUCAGGUUGAGGACAGUUGAAGGUCCUCUUCAGGAGAAGCCAUAAUCCCACGGUUCCGACUGUUCAACACUACUCCCUCACAGGAAGCACUGUUGUGCAGGUGGCUGUCCGUCCCUGUUUGAGUUGAGUCCACUGAGAAUAAGGCUAUAUUGGCCUUGGUUGACUGUCCAUAAGGCGACAAGGAAAGUAAUGUCAUGACAUCGAUAAUGCUGACUAAGAAAGUAGUGGUGCCUUCUGUGUCCUUCUACCUUCUCUUUGAGGUGGAUCAAGUCAAAAUGAGGAUAGACAGUUUAAGCAUUUAAGUUUUCAAGAUAUUAGACUUUCAAGAUGUCACCGGCCACCAUCAUGAUGAUGUUAAAUGCUAAUCAUUUAUGGAAAAAUACAAAAAUAUCGUUUUUGAGAGGAGUUCCCCUUUAAGUUAGAAAAAGGUUUGAUAUUGAAGUGCCACCAUUGAAAGACCGGUAGUUUCUUGGAUAUAAUAGGCUUGCUUUGGUCCGACCAACAGUUUUAGAAGUUGACUUUACAAUGUCUAAUGGCUCAUAUUCUGCCUGAUAAAUGUCCUGAGAAGUUGACCUUUCCACAUGUACUCCUUGAUUUCACUCUUAUCAUAGGUAAUAUACAGUACAUCGUUUACGUACUUAUAAUAGGACAUUUGACUUUCUACAGUUGUCUUUUCCAGUUCACAUAGCAUACUGUAGCCUACAGUAUAACAUCUAAACAGAUGAAGGGAGUAGAGAGGUGGCCAACACAGAAUGAAUUGAAACAGGUGUCAUACUGCAAUCCCCAAUAUCAGGUUGAGUGUAGAAGACGAGGGAUGCUCGUCUACUGCUUUUAUUCUUCAACAAGUAUCAAACGGCAAGAAGAAGAUCUUGUAGAGGAGAGCAUUGUUGAUCCGCUGGUGAUGAGGAGUCAUGGGACCUCCAUGGUGACCAGUUUAUUAUUUGUGAGAGUGGUGUCAGUAGGAGGGGAGAGAGGGUAUAAUCUAAAUGUGUAUCGCUGUCGGUUAGAUCCUGUAAAUACUAUAGAGAGUCAACAAAGAUAGUGCUGUGUCCUUUACGUUAAGGAUGUUAUUGAAGUGGAAUAUGUCAAAUAAAAGGAGACAAAAAAGAACCAUGAAAACCACAAUGGAAAGAGAGAACAUUGUACAUUUCCUUUUAUUAUUUGUUUUAAUUUGAGCGUGUUGCGUUUCCAUACACGUCACUGUCUCUACAUCAAACCACUAUGUUUUGUGAACCACUAAGUUCUUGCUAACUCAGACAUUCACCCCACAGACAGGCUUCAGCAGCACUGCUUUUAGGCAAAUCUGUGACAUUGUCAUUAGGGGACACACGUAAAGUGUCACCUUGCUGAUAUCCAAUGCCACACCCACUCAAGUGCUGGCCAAUCUGCUGAUAGAGCAGAGUAGUAAAGAUUAACCAAUUAAAAUAGCUUUCAGAGUCUGCUUUCACACGGGAACUAGAGGUGGGACCAAGUCACUAUUAUUCGAGUCACUGCAAAUCUCAAGUCACAAGGUUCAAAUCGAGUCCCAAGUAGAACAGGUUGAGUCUUGAGUCAAGUCCUAGUCUUGCAUUCUAAGAGCGAGUCGAGUCGCAAGUUUUUUUGUGUGUCUCAAAUCAAGUUAAAAAAAUAUAUAUAUACAGGCAAAGGCUUGUUUAACUACAAAUCUUUGUCCAUUUUCUUUAGGCUACCAGACAGCCCUUUUCAUUAUUUUGUCAACAUCACAUUUUGAUUAUAUGUAAUAAUUUAUUUUACCAAAUUCCAAAUGCAAGUCUUAUACAUAAAUUAUACAUUUCAAGCAAUUUUGACAUACCAAAACACCAGUAGGCCUAUGCUAGAAAUUGUUGCUUGAUGCCCCAUUGCUGAUGAGCUUGCAAAGUAAACGGUUCAUAUUCUUGAUCAUCAGCAAAAAAAGAGAGAGAUGUAUAUUCAUUUGACAAUCCUCUGUCCCUACAAUUUGACGUUUGCGCUGCACACGAUCCUAUAGCUGUUCAGCAAAUCAGCAAUCUGUUUGCCAGCUCAGUGGUUUUCUAACUGUUUGACCCGCAACCCCCAAAAGGGAAUGGUUCAAAGUGCGAGACCCCCACGCAAAGGUGCGCACAAUCGCUGCUCAAAUUUAGCCUAUCAUUACGGCCAAAAAACGGUGAUGCAUUUUCAAAACGAAAGAUACACAAAUAAACAUAAGUCAGAACCCUUUUACACCUGCAUUUUGAGCUGAAAGUCAUUCAUGUUAGCUGCCGAUAUCAACUAGGGAUAUCAUGUCACAGUGACCACGUUUACAUGCACACCAAUAUCCCGUUAUUAUUCAGGAUACUCAAGUAUUCUGUUUUUGAGAUGGUGCAUAUAAACAUCAUAUCCCAAUUACUAUAACCCAAAAAAGCUUUUGUCCCGGUUAUGAGAAACCCAGAUAAAAUGCCUGGGAUAUGCUGAUUUUAGAAAGGAUGUAAACAAUUUAUACCCUUUACUGUUGUUUUUCGCUGUCUGCGCAGGCUCAGUUGCACAUAUGUUGUGUUGUACAGUCCAUGGGGUUCUGCGAUGAUGUUUUCGUCAGAUUGUCAAAUCACUUCAAAGGGUGGGCUACCUGUCAAAUUCAAUCCACCAUAAUUCCAUAAUACUUUAUUUUGCCGCUACUCCAUACUGGACCGUAUAGCCGACUAGCUACAUUCACCACUAAUUUAGACAACUUUCUGCUUAUAACUUCUGACAUUUGGUAGGCCAUAUAAUUGACUACAUUUGGUAGGCCAAUUGUUUGUCAACUAUGGUUAGAUAGGCCUACAUGCAGCUUCUCUUCUGUCAUAAAUUGUUGCCCCAGAAGACUAAAUAAAGUAGUGCUCACCAGAAUAAUGUCUUACAUUUGAUAGAAUGGAUGCAUUAGUAAUCUAGUAAAUACCGGUAAAGUUGUCUGUUUUGUUUAGGGACCUGAAAGAAAAUGCAACAACUCCAAAACAGUGGAAAGAUUGGUCCUGUGCAAAAUGUAAUCAGUUUGACUGGUUUUAAGGAAAAGAAAAUCUGAGAAAACAAUUAAACACAUUUCUGAUAAGUCUUCAGUUUGGCUUGGGUGCAUAUGUCUGCUUGCAUUACAGUGUCAAAGAUAACACAUUACCCUGGCAUUUGUAUUUUCUCGAGAUGCUGAAAUAAAUAAAUAAUAUUUAUCCAUUCCUGUUCCCAUGACGAAAUUAGCAUUUGUUGUAUAAUUUUACUGCAAUAAAUGCGUAAUUCUGAAGGAGUUAAUAUUUUAUUAUGCUAUAUGUUGUGGGUAUAAUUUGUGGAACGUUCCACUUCCAACAUGAAUCUGUUCCAAAACUUCGUGAAGUACAAGCAUGCCAACAAACAACGCAUACAAAGUAGCAUGAUCAAUUCACCUAGCUAUCUAGUAGCUAAAUAGGCAUCAACUCACCACAUAGAUUAUUCUUAAUGUUUGUCCAUUGGCUACCAGAUCAAGGAAAAACAUUCUUCUGAAUAAACAUGGUGAGUGAAAAACUUAACCAAACUGCCAACAACCUACCCGGUAUCUUAUUCUGCCACUAUUGAAUUUUGAAUGCGUUGUUGGCAACCUUGUUAUUUACAAAGUUGGAACGUUCCACAAAUUAUACUCACCCCGCUACAUGUGAGAGGUAAUAGGCCUACUGUCCGUGUCCAUAUUUCAGUUACUAUCCCAUUUAGCCCAUAUUAAUUUAAAUGAGGAAUAUUCUGUUUAUUCACGUUUACUCGUGAGCGGGAUAUCAGAGGUGCAUGUAAACAAUUUAGCCGAAUAAGAUUUUAAGCGGCAUAUGAGCUCCUAUCCGGACUAUUGUGCGCAUGUAAACGUGGUCAUUGUCACUUCGCUGGAGCCCAGAGCUAGCAGGAUCAAAUGGCCUACCUGUAUGCAGCAGAGGCUGCGGGAUCGGAUGGAAAGCAUGACCUGUCUUUUUCUUCCUCACAAAUAAGCAAUUAAUUCGCCAGAAUAUGCUACAUCUUCAUCCCAUAAGUAUUGAAGGUAGUGUGAUGUUACCACUGAGCUGUAUAAUUAUAACCCACCCAAACUAAGCCAUAUCUGAAAUUUGAAAAUUAUAAAUUAAAUCACCAUUGCUAAACGGUACUCCAUAUGGAUCAUAUUAAUGUAGGCAGGCUACUCUGUUGUUACCAGGCAAAAUCGCAGAAAAUGAAACGAGUGCUUUUUGGUCACUAUUUGGAUGUGUGCGACCGCCUUUGCGCACCAAUGCUGAUGACUGGACAUUGGUCAACAGUCAAGACCCGCAGCUUUUUGGUUCUGAAGCACAUAUGAUAUGUUUUUAAAAUAAUUGUUCAAUGCCGUAGGCCUAUGUUAAUGACCAGAUCGAAUAAGCAAUUGUAUAAAUAUACAAUACAAAUGGUAGGCUAUAUAUAUUCUAUUAAAAUAUGUAUAAAAAUAUAUAUAUAUUUUGCCCAUUCAGUUUCAACUCCCUAAAACCUUCUCACUAUGUUGCUCACCCAGUGUUGGGUGACUUUGUUGGUCCAAUCAUAGGUCCAUGUGUGCGUUUCACUAGCCAAUAUGUUGUUGUUUUUUGCAAGUGCGAUACUGUCUCUGGCUCUCCACGGAGACAAAAUGUUCCAAAACCUGGUCAGAUAAUCAAGGGAUUUUAUUUUCUAUCAGGCUGAGUCAUCAAAUUUGUGAAUUGAGUCAGUCAUGUGACUCGAGUCCAACACCUCUGACGGGAACCUAUCGCAUCUUGACAAUGUAGCCCAUGGCUUUGAGCUCCAGAUGUGUGCCAUCUCUUAACUGUACCAGUUUGUUUUGUGUAUUUUUUCUGUCUUGUAACAGCUUAAUUGAAGUCCUUUGAACUUCCAUGAGAGAUAAAGUACACCAACCAACCACCAAGUAUCCCCUAGUCAUGUAUAGCAGCUCAGACAUCCAGUUAACAGUUAAUCUACUUUAAAAAAAAUCCAUAAACAAUAUUAUUCACUGUAUAACUAGAGCAUCAGUAUGUGACAAAAACACAUUCAUCUAUCUUGUAUCAUUAGGGGGACUUGUCAAAAUGUAAAAUAAAAACUAAGAAAAACACUGCCUUGUCAUGGGUUUGAUCUUAUGAAUAAACUAUAUGCUUGAUGUCA
Oncorhynchus nerka (sockeye salmon) is the source of this 10929-nucleotide messenger RNA. RefSeq names its product C-Jun-amino-terminal kinase-interacting protein 2-like. Gene Ontology annotation, biological process: JNK cascade; regulation of JNK cascade. Gene Ontology annotation, molecular function: MAP kinase scaffold activity; JUN kinase binding. Gene Ontology annotation, cellular component: cytoplasm. The coding region runs from base 540 to 4355 and encodes 1271 amino acids. The transcript is spliced from 13 exons. Lineage: Eukaryota; Metazoa; Chordata; Actinopteri; Salmoniformes; Salmonidae. The record is from RefSeq and is a predicted model, not a curated record.